AUGAUUUUCCUUGUAUUUUUCCUGAUUUCUGAAGUAAUUUCAACUGAAAUCUACAUCCAAGGUUCAAUGAAAUGCAAUUUGAAUUCGAAUUUCCAAGCCAAGCUUCAACUUCUAGAAAAAGAUCUAAUUUAUUCGACAUCAGAUUCGAUAAAAUUGAAAGAAUUGGGAGAAAAAGCAUCACAUGUUUCGCAUAAUUUCAGUAUUAAAGGGACAUUUGAAGGAGGAGAUGGGCUUUUUGUAAGUUUUUGUAGAGAAAUUUAGAUUUUCUGGGGAAUUUGGAGCAUUUUGAGACCCCACUUGCCCUAGAAAAUUCAGAAUUUUGUGCUGAAAAUGCUGAAAUCACUUGAAAAUUCCCAGGACACCGAAUACGAGCCACUUUUGGUAAUCUAUCACAAUUGUAUGGACACUCCAGGAAGUUGGGGUAACAUUGUUCGAAGUUUCAAAGCUGUCCCAAUUUCUGCACAGUCUGCAAAUUUCACCGGUUUGACAUUCAAAUUGGACAAUCGUCGAGAUGUUCCACCAAACAAAUAUUCACAUUAUUGA
This is a messenger RNA of Caenorhabditis angaria, 543 nucleotides long. The record is from the annotation of a GenBank genome assembly. NCBI's taxonomy places the organism in Eukaryota, Metazoa, Nematoda, Chromadorea, Rhabditida, Rhabditidae.